AUGUCUUCUGCCUCCAAGAACCCUACCGCCUCUGAGCACGCCCGUCUUCAGAAUGAUUUCGGCGCUGACUACUGGGUUCGCUCUGCCCAAGAACACCGCCGCGCAACUGCCGGUCGUGGCCUCUUCGCGGGUCUACAGGAUACCAAGCACUACAACGUCGAGUCUGGCUGGGCUAGACGUAAGUCUGCAGAUUCGCAAAAUGGAUUCCUUGGUUCGAUCUGGGGUCGUCUCACUGGUACUUCGCCUUAG
This is a messenger RNA of Penicillium antarcticum, 249 nucleotides long. RefSeq lists its product as uncharacterized. Lineage: Eukaryota; Fungi; Ascomycota; Eurotiomycetes; Eurotiales; Aspergillaceae. The record is from RefSeq and is a predicted model, not a curated record. The coding region runs from base 1 to 249 and encodes 82 amino acids. The transcript has 3 exons.